GCGCUUCAAGCGGCGGAAGUAUACAUCAUUUGAAUGGUAUGCCGGUUAAUUACUUGCUAACUUUAUUAUGCUGUCUUAGCUUUUUAACGGCAGUCACAGCAACAACAUCAAUAACUAUGAUGAUGACACCAACAACAACAGCAGCAACAACAACAACGCGAACAACGAGAGUGCCAGAAGUUGUAGCAAAAAGUAGUUCAGCAAGGCUACGAACAAACAGCAAAUCAACCAUGACGAAUAGAAGAACGGCGUCAGGAACAUCAACAACGCCAUCACCACCACGACUACCAUCAACGUCGUCGUCGUCCUCGUCGCUGCCGCCGUCGACACCAACAACACCCAGCU
Molecule: messenger RNA, 345 nt
Organism: Musca vetustissima
Lineage: Eukaryota; Metazoa; Arthropoda; Insecta; Diptera; Muscidae
Exons: 1
Source: RefSeq, a predicted model, not a curated record